GUGCUUCAGGCCCGCCAAAUGGGAGGGGGAGACGCAAGAUGGCGGCAGCCGUGAACUCCGGCUCCAGCCUCCCGCUGUUCGACUGCCCGACUUGGGCAGGUAAACCACCACCCGGCUUACAUCUGGAUGUGGUGAAAGGAGACAAGCUAAUUGAGAAGCUGAUUAUUGAUGAGAAAAAGUAUUACUUAUUUGGGAGGAACCCCGAUCUGUGUGACUUCACCAUCGACCACCAGUCAUGCUCUCGAGUCCACGCAGCCCUGGUGUACCACAAGCACCUGAAGAGAGUUUUCUUGAUAGACCUCAACAGCACACAUGGCACUUUCUUGGGUCACAUUCGGCUGGAACCUCACAAGCCUCAACAGAUUCCCAUCGAUUCUACGGUCUCAUUCGGCGCAUCCACGAGGGCAUAUACUCUGCGAGAGAAGCCUCAGACAUUGCCAUCGGCUGUGAAAGGAGAUGAGAAGAUGGGCGGGGAGGAUGAUGAACUCAAGGGCUUGUUGGGACUUCCCGAAGAGGAGACCGAGCUGGAUAACCUGACAGAGUUCAACACUGCCCACAACAAGCGGAUUUCAACCCUCACUAUUGAGGAGGGGAACCUGGACAUCCAGAGACCAAAGAGGAAGAGGAAGAACUCGAGGGUGACCUUCAGUGAGGACGAUGAGAUCAUCAACCCAGAGGACGUGGAUCCGUCUGUUGGUCGAUUCCGGAACAUGGUGCAGACUGCAGUGGUUCCAGUCAAGAAGAAGCGGAUGGAGGGCUCUGGCUCUCUGGGCCUGGAGGAGUCGGGGAGCAGGCGCAUGCAGAACUUUGCCUUCAGUGGAGGACUAUAUGGGGGCCUGCCCCCCACACACAGUGAAACGGGCUCCCAGCCGCAUGGCAUUCAUGGGACAGCGCUCAUUGGUGGCUUGCCCAUGCCAUACCCGAACCUCGCCCCUGAUGUGGACUUGACUCCUGUUGUGCCAUCAGCAGUGGCCAUAAAUCCCACACCAAACCCUGCAGUCUAUAACCCUGAGGCUGUGAAUGAACCCAAGAAGAAGAAAUACGCGAAGGAGGCUUGGCCGGGCAAGAAGCCCACACCUUCCUUACUGAUUUGAUAUUUUGGUUAUGGAGAGGGUGGGGAGGGGGGUGGAGGGGUGACAAGGGGAGCUACUGAACUAAGGAGAAAACUUUCCAUGUGUGCAGUAUCGUCUUUCAGAAAGUCUCCUGAGGCCCCAACCAUGUAAUACUGAGACCAGGGGCGGGGCUAAAGUACCAGUAAGGACUGAGUCAGACAGCUUGAAGUGUAGAGAGAGGCUUCCCAGGCCCUUCUGAGCAGACUGCCCUGGCGCUGUCCCUGUGCCACCUAUUAGGACUGUUUUAUGUGAAGUCGCUCAUGGGAGGCAUCUGGAGCAAUGAGAGGGUGGAGCCUCCUUAAUUAAUAUUCCCUUCCCUCGGGAGAACCAGGUAACAGAGCAGUUGCAUAGAUACCAGGUUGGUUGACACUGUUCAUUUAAACCACGGUAAAGGAAUGUCCUCUUGUGCCUGUGGUUUUGAGAUCUAAUAGGCCAUUCUGUAUCCUGUCUGGUGGCAUGAGGCCAUUUUGAGUUCCCCUCAUCUCUAGUCAGUGUCACAGGACAGGCUAAUGGGUUUGUACAGUAUUGUUGGACUUUACCUAUGUUUCUUGUCCACACUGAAAACUCAUUUAGUUCCAGUGCAGCCUCCUCCCUGUGGCCUCACUGUUGGUGUGUGCCCAGAGGCAGUUCCUUAAGGAGCGAGCAGUUGGGGCAGUUCCUGGUGAACAGGAAGACUACUGCAAGGACCAGGUGUGUGUUAGGAGAACACGGCUCAGUUUUGGUUUGGAGGCUCCCCUCCCCUGACCCCCCUCACCCCCCAUGGAGAGUUCUUCAGCUCUCCAGAAUAGACCUGGCUAACAGGAGACAAGGUAGGAACCAUUGUACGAGCUUUGUACAGAUUUGUACAUUUGUGUAAUAGGCCUUUUCUGCUUUAAGUGUAGCUUUUUACCUGUAACCUUUAUUACAUUGUAAAUUAAAUGUAACUUUUGUCAA
Molecule: messenger RNA, 2045 nt
Organism: Mus caroli (Ryukyu mouse)
Lineage: Eukaryota; Metazoa; Chordata; Mammalia; Rodentia; Muridae
Gene: Ppp1r8
Product: protein phosphatase 1 regulatory subunit 8
Molecular function (GO): protein binding
Source: RefSeq, a predicted model, not a curated record